Prosopis cineraria is the source of this 1244-nucleotide messenger RNA. RefSeq lists its product as uncharacterized. The transcript is spliced from 12 exons. Gene Ontology annotation, cellular component: mitochondrion. Bases 108 to 1070 code for a protein of 320 amino acids. NCBI's taxonomy places the organism in Eukaryota, Viridiplantae, Streptophyta, Magnoliopsida, Fabales, Fabaceae. The record is from RefSeq and is a predicted model, not a curated record.
UCCGCUGCCCGACUUAAAACCCUGCAAAAACCUUCCAGGAAGGCAAGGCUCGGACGAAUUCAUGAUCCCGGGAGGUUUUAGAACAACUCAUUAUUUUUCAACUGAAUAUGGCCUUAAGACGCUCACAAUUGAUUCGCGUGCUGCAUCAUGUAUCUGGACUUCGAGAUUCUCCUUACUCUUUAUCUUUGAACUCCAGGAUUCGAAGCUACAGCAAUUAUGCCAGUGGUGUAUCAAAUGUUUUUUUCAAAAUUCAAGUGAUUUCUGCUCGGUCAGGUCUUCAAUAUAGUUUCAAUCUCAAGAGCUUCUCUUCUAACUUGCAUAAUGGCCAUAACAUCUGUCCCUGGACUAGUGGUAAAACUUUGACAGUCCGGUCUACCAUGGCUGCUGAGCUGAUCAUAUUUAGGAACGAGAGGAGGUUAGCAACUACACAAGCUAACGGCCCUGCACAUGCACGAAAAGCGGGAGCACUUAAAGUUUCCAUGUCUAGUCCUGGAUUUGUCUAUGAACCAUAUGCAUCUCGUGAACCAAUCUCAUUUUGGCAGAGAUGGUUCACAAGAAGUGGUUGGAGAAGAACCAAAGAUGAUAUAAUUUUGGAGCUCAAAAGUGCCUAUGCUAUAGCCAAGUUGAGAAAAUUUGGAUACUCAAAAAAGCAAUUUUACACUGAGGCCGUCACUAUGUACAAGGAGAUAAACACAUUAAUCGCUAAUGGAGACAAAAAUUCAUUAAGGAAAGCGGUUACUGAGAACAUGUUUUCUGCCCUUAAGAAUGAAAUUAAGCAAAGGGAAACUGUAUGGAGCAACGUGUAUUGGGAAUUGAUCGAACCAGUUGUUAAAAUCCGAACUUUACGUGCUCGUUUGAUUGGUGUUGAUCGAAAUGACCUCAAUAAAGUAUUCAUUCAGCUUACUCUUGAAUUUUUGGUUAAGCAUAAAUUUGAAGCAUAUGACUCAAAAGGCACUGUUGUAGCUGGCGAUAAAGACAAGGAGGUUCUUGUUCGUGAUAUCUGGGUAUUUGAGAAGUCUCUAUUUCAUCCUGGAGCAUACUGGCGCUUGUGUGGACGUAUAUCGGCAUAGCUCUGUUUGGAAGAUGCCAAAUUUGUACUUUAGACGGGAGUUCUAGCCCACUCAUGAAAUAACUCUUAUUUAUUUCAUUUAUUUGUGGCUGAAACCGAGUAAUAAAUUCGAAUAUAGCUGUAAACCCUCCCCAACUUUGUUCGUUGAGUAAAAUUAGUUACUUUGGGUUUAAAA